AUGCAGAAACCCAUCAACAACCCCAGCCUCUCGGUAGUUCGUGCCAGCAUGUCCGUCUGUGCGGCGGGGAGAGCCAAUUCAUACACGACGAUGAUCAUUGUAAAGAGCGCGCUCGCUAACUCUGCGCGACGCGGACAGUUGCGCGAGGUCAUUCGGCGACAGGCUGAGACAAGCAAUGCCACUGUGGGCCUCCUCUUCAGUCGAGGGCUUCCCGUGAGUGGCCAAAUGCCCCCCGGACUGCUUAGUGAGAUUUCGCAAUUCGAUGACAUUCUGUUGGCAAGUUAUGCCGACAAUUACCUAAAUCUGACCCUUAAAACGAUCACCAAUCUGCGCUAUGGUCAUCACCACUGUCUACACAUCAGUCCCUCGUUCGUCUUCCUCGACGACGACCAUGGAAUCAAUGUGACACAACUGCGCCAAGUUUUCUCAAAGUUCUCACUGCCCGAAGUCCGUGGAAGCAUCUUCGGCUCAAUUAACUCUAGGAGAGCGGUGGUUCGAAACACUGGGUCAAAAUGGUUCACGGGGACUGCAGACUAUCCGUACCCACAUUAUCCGGAUUAUCCGAUUGGUCCCUGUUACAUCAUCGGCGCCGAUCUCAUUCCCAAACUCUCCAUUGCCGCAGCCUUCACGCGCCCCCUGCCCAAUGAGGAUGUCUAUGUGGGCGUGAUGUUGAUGAAGCUGGGAGUCAAGAUUCUCCCUCUGUCCAAUAUGUUCGUGCACAUGUUUGGCUUUACUCCCAGUGCAGUACCCUUAGUGGGAGGACUGGAUUUUUUCGUGAAAGCCCUUAAAAUCCAGUACUGA
Spirometra erinaceieuropaei is the source of this 801-nucleotide messenger RNA. The record is from the annotation of a GenBank genome assembly. Lineage: Eukaryota; Metazoa; Platyhelminthes; Cestoda; Diphyllobothriidea; Diphyllobothriidae.